This is a messenger RNA of Monascus purpureus, 1510 nucleotides long. NCBI's taxonomy places the organism in Eukaryota, Fungi, Ascomycota, Eurotiomycetes, Eurotiales, Aspergillaceae. The record is from the annotation of a GenBank genome assembly.
AAGUUAGUUAACUGACUGACUUAAUAAUAAUGAAGAUUAGGUUGAAUGGGUUCGCCCACGAGUCACGUCCUAUUACUGCUUCAAACGCCUCCUAAGCAGAGUGGUAAUCCUAUUCGCAUGUAGAUUGCAUUCGUGGGGAUGCGCCAUACGGAGCUCAUAGUAUCCGCAUCCACUGCGGAAUCAAUUCGCCCCCAUCUUCGGCAACGGAAUAUACCCACGAUAUAACGCAAUAGAAGAGUAUAUAUAUAUGAUAUGGCCCCAGCAGGGUUCGUAGAAAUCACCAGUCUCCUUCCUACCCUUAUUCUUGAGUGUCUCAUCCAGAUCCCACACGCAACUCCGAAACUUCGCAUCACCUAAAACCAAGCAGAACAACUUCUCCCUGCCCACAGUGAAGAUGCCCGACGCUGUGAAGAUAAUUCCGAGCGUGAAACUCAACGAUGGCAUUUCUAUCCCGAUUCUCGGGUAUGGCGCAGGGACCGCCUGGUAUAAGAAAGCGGGAGACACCAAAAUCAAUAGGGAACUGGUGGAGUCGGUCAAAACUGCCAUCAAGCUAGGGUAUAAUCAUCUGGAUGGGGCAGAAGUCUAUAACACCGAGGAGGAACUGGGUCUUGCGGUCAAGGAGAGUGGUGUGGAAAGAGAGAAGCUCUUCGUGACCACGAAGGUUAUCACCAAUAUCGCUGAUAUUCCAAAAGCGAUUGAUGCGAGUCUGCGGAAACUCCAGCUUAGUUAUGUAGAUUUGUAUCUGAUCCAUUCCCCCUUCUUCGCCAAAUCCGACAAGGAGUUACAAGAUGCCUGGGCCGCUAUGGAAGCAGUCAAGGAGUCCGGAAAGGCAAGGUCUAUCGGGGUGUCCAACUUCCUGCAAAGUCAUCUCGAAGUCAUCCUUAAGACCGCCAAGGUGCCUCCAUCGAUCAAUCAGAUCGAGUUCCACCCGUACCUUCAGCAUGGCGGUCUUGUCCCUUUCCACCAAGAAAGAGGGAUCAAGACAGCCAGCUAUGGACCCUUGACUCCUAUUAUUCGCGCAAAUGGGGGACCUUUGGAUGGCCUGCUCUCGGCCCUGGCAAAGAAGUAUGCCGUUAGCGAGGCCGAGAUACUGCUGAGGUGGUCCAUAGAUCGCGGCGACGUGACAAUCACUACAAGCAGCAAGGAAUCGCGUCUUGUCAGUUACUUGCAGGCUCUGACCUUCGAAUUGACUCCCAGAGAGAUCAACGAAAUUUCAGAAUUGGGCCAGCAGAAACAUUUCAGGGCCUUCUGGCAAGACAAAUUCGCAGCAGACGAUCGUUCAUAGUAACCACUGGUUGUCAAUGUUGCCAGACAUCCAGGUCGAUAAGGGGUACACAUGCAAGGACUGCCAACCAGUGCAUAUUCACCCCUGUUAUGGAAUCUACUAUGGCAGUAAUUACCGUUUCACCUAGCGUCUCAAGAAACGAAGGUCAAAUAUAUCAAUCUCAAGUGUCAUUUAUGGAGUGAUGUAAUACAUUCUCAAGUCGGGUAACGUACUGCAGUAGUUUAA